Molecule: messenger RNA, 954 nt
Organism: Daucus carota subsp. sativus
Lineage: Eukaryota; Viridiplantae; Streptophyta; Magnoliopsida; Apiales; Apiaceae
Exons: 2
Coding region: 1-954 (317 amino acids)
Source: RefSeq, a predicted model, not a curated record
AUGUCUAAGUUAGAGGCCCAAUUGAGUCAAUUAGCUAGCACGUUGUGUCAGUGCGAGAAAAACAAAUUUCCAAGUCAACCCGAGGUCAAUCCUAAGUUUCCUCUCAAUCAAAGACCUCCCGAAAAUGUCAAUGCGAUCAUCUCUCUAAGUUCGGGAAGUCAAGUAGAUAACAAAGUUGGUGAACCAGUGAAUGAAAAUAUGAAAUCAAUUCCUAAACCAAGUCCUUCUUUGUCAAUCCAUGUUUAUGAUAAGCCCGAAUGUUCAAAAGCUCGUGAGUCUAUGAGUGAACCUAGUCCUAGGCCCGUCUCUCAAAAGGCCAAUGAAGAAGUUUAUAAGCCAAGGGUUCCUUACCCACAAAGACUCAUUCGCCCUAAACAAUCGGCCCAAAUGGAACAAAUCUUAGACGUUUUCAAACAUGUCAAGGUCAACAUACCUCUCUUAGAUGUCAUUCAACAAGUUCCUUCUAAUGAUGAGUGUCUAAAAGAUUUAUGCGAUACUUUCGUAGAUAAGGCUUUACUUGAUUUAGGAGCGAGUGUGAAUCUUCUUCCUUUCUCGAUCUACCAAGCCCUAGGUCUAGGGGAUCUCAAGACCGCCAAUAUGACCCUUCAACUAGCUGAUCAUUCUGUUAAAAUGCCUAGGGGAGUUAUUGAGGACGUGUUGAUCAAAAUCGGUGAUUUUAUCUUUCCCGUUGACUUUGCUGUUCUCGAGACUCAACCCGUCUCGAAUCCUAGGAACCAAAUUCCCAUCAUUUUAGGACGACCUUUUCUGGCGACAUCCAAUGCCUUAAUCAAUUGUAGGAAUGGUUCGAUGAAGCUCACAUUUGGAAACAUGACCAUUGACUUAAACAUUUUCAAUGCAGGAAAAGAACCCAAUGAGCUUUAUGAACAACCAAUAGGGGUUAAUGUGGUCAACAAGUUUGUCACAUGGUCUACUUUUGAGGAUAGUGAGAUUUAA